This is a messenger RNA of Pan troglodytes (chimpanzee), 5118 nucleotides long. It is a transcript of the gene WWTR1, whose product is annotated as WW domain containing transcription regulator 1. Gene Ontology annotation, molecular function: protein binding; transcription coactivator activity. The transcript has 7 exons. Gene Ontology annotation, cellular component: nucleus; cytoplasm. The coding region runs from base 341 to 1543 and encodes 400 amino acids. Gene Ontology annotation, biological process: hippo signaling; positive regulation of transcription by RNA polymerase II. The record is from RefSeq and is a predicted model, not a curated record. NCBI's taxonomy places the organism in Eukaryota, Metazoa, Chordata, Mammalia, Primates, Hominidae.
AUAAUUCAACAGCUCAACUUUCGGGCCCGCCUCUUUCCUGGGGGUGGGAGUUUGCUCCAAACUUUGUUUAUGGGACAGUCCGGGAGCUGCUGCGGCCGCGCUGUCUGCUUCUCCUGCGCCUCCUUUUCGCCCAGCACUAGCGCCUUAGGCCAGCUCGGGGGAUGUGAGAGCCGAAGCCCUUAGACUGCCAGGCACCGAGUCGGGUCGGGAUUUGUCAGCCAAGCCUCGGCUCCAGCUCCGCAAUCUCGGGACUCACCCGAGCGACCCAGGCCCGACGGCAAGUUCGGGCGGGACGGCGGCCGCCGCGCGCUCAGGCUCAGCUUCGCUGCCCGCCCAGAAGAUGAAUCCGGCCUCGGCGCCCCCUCCGCUCCCGCCGCCUGGGCAGCAAGUGAUCCACGUCACGCAGGACCUAGACACAGACCUCGAAGCCCUCUUCAACUCUGUCAUGAAUCCGAAGCCUAGCUCGUGGCGGAAGAAGAUCCUGCCGGAGUCUUUCUUUAAGGAGCCUGAUUCGGGCUCGCACUCGCGCCAGUCCAGCACCGACUCAUCGGGCGGCCACCCGGGGCCUCGACUGGCUGGGGGUGCCCAGCAUGUCCGCUCGCACUCGUCGCCCGCGUCCCUGCAGCUGGGCACCGGCGCGGGUGCUGCGGGUAGCCCCGCGCAGCAGCACGCGCACCUCCGCCAGCAGUCCUACGACGUGACCGACGAGCUGCCACUGCCCCCGGGCUGGGAGAUGACCUUCACGGCCACUGGCCAGCGGUACUUCCUCAAUCACAUAGAAAAAAUCACCACAUGGCAAGACCCUAGGAAGGCGAUGAAUCAGCCUCUGAAUCAUAUGAACCUCCACCCUGCCGUCAGUUCCACACCAGUGCCUCAGAGGUCCAUGGCAGUAUCCCAGCCAAAUCUCGUGAUGAAUCACCAACACCAGCAGCAGAUGGCCCCCAGUACCCUGAGCCAGCAGAACCACCCCACUCAGAACCCACCCGCAGGGCUCAUGAGUAUGCCCAAUGCGCUGACCACUCAGCAGCAGCAGCAGCAGAAACUGCGGCUUCAGAGAAUCCAGAUGGAGAGAGAAAGGAUUCGAAUGCGCCAAGAGGAGCUCAUGAGGCAGGAAGCUGCCCUCUGUCGACAGCUCCCCAUGGAAGCUGAGACUCUUGCCCCAGUUCAGGCUGCUGUCAACCCACCCACGAUGACCCCAGACAUGAGAUCCAUCACUAAUAAUAGCUCAGAUCCUUUCCUCAAUGGAGGGCCAUAUCAUUCGAGGGAGCAGAGCACUGACAGUGGCCUGGGGUUAGGGUGCUACAGUGUCCCCACAACUCCGGAGGACUUCCUCAGCAAUGUGGAUGAGAUGGAUACAGGAGAAAACGCAGGACAAACACCCAUGAACAUCAACCCCCAACAGACCCGUUUCCCUGAUUUCCUUGACUGUCUUCCAGGAACAAACGUUGACUUAGGAACUUUGGAAUCUGAAGACCUGAUCCCCCUCUUCAAUGAUGUAGAGUCUGCUCUGAACAAAAGUGAGCCCUUUCUAACCUGGCUGUAAUCACUACCAUUGUAACUUGGAUGUAGCCAUGACCUUACAUUUCCUGGGCCUCUUGGAAAAAGUGAUGGAGCAGAGCAAGUCUGCAGGUGCACCACUUCCCGCCUCCAUGACUCGUGCUCCCUCCUUUUUAUGUUGCCAGUUUAAUCAUUGCCUGGUUUUGAUUGAGAGUAACUUAAGUUAAACAUAAAUAAAUAUUCUAUUUUCAUUUUCUGCAAGCCUGCAUUCUUGUGACAGAUUAUACAGAAUUGUGUCUGCAGGAUUGAUUAUGCAGAAUACUUUUCUCUUUCUUCUCUGCUGCCCCAUGGCUAAGCUUUAUGGGUGUUAAUUGAAAUUUAUACACCAAUUGAUUUUAAACCAUAAAAAGCUGACCACAGGCAGUUACUUCUGAGGGCAUCUUGGUCCAGGAAAUGUGCACAAAAUUCGACCUGAUUUACAGUUUCAAAAACUGUAUUGAUGACAGUAGUACCAAAUGCUUUAAAAACUAUUUAACUUGAGCUUUAAAAAUCAUUGUAUGGAUAGUAAAAUUCUACUGUAUGGAAUACAAUGUAAUUUUGAAUCCAUGCUGGCUCUGAUGGCUCUUAUUAGUCUGUAUUUCUAAAGGCACACAGUCCUAUUGUAGCUUAUCUUUCGUUAUUUUACUGCAGAGCAUCUAGACAACUUAGUCCCUCCAGCGGGAAAGUAGCAGCAGCAGCAUUAGUCACAGUUCUUACACUACAGAUCUUGUGAAAGAGACCAGUUUGGUACUAAUUAUGAGCAUUUUAUUCAAACAAAAUUUUUGAAAUAUUACAACUUGGGAUUUAAAAAAUUGCAGCUUAGAAUCUGAUGGUUUUUUUUUUUUUUUUUCUUGUUGUUGUUUGUUUGUUUUUGAGAUCGAGUUUUGCUCUUGUUGUCCAGGCUGGAAUGCAAUGGCACAAUCUCGGCUCACUGCAACCUCCGCCUUCUGGGUUCAAGAGAUUCUCCUGCCUUAGCCUCCCGAGUAGCUGGGAUUACAGGCGCCUGCCACCACAUCCGGCUAAUUUUUUGUAUUUUGAGUAGAGACGGGGUUUCACCAUAAUGGUCAGGCUGUUCUCAAACUCCUGAUCUCAGGUGAUCCACCCAUCUCGGCCUCCCAAAGUGCUGGGAUUACUGGCGUGAGCCACCGCACCCGGCCUUGAUGUUUAUUUUAUAAAGCACUGUAAUUUUGUAGCUGAUGACAAAAGGCAGCCAAAUGUUUUUGAUAAAUCAGUGGCAACUGUAUUUUUGUCUUUUGAAAUAACUCUGAAAACAUCAGGACAACAUAGAUUUCAACCUGAUAGCACACCACACACAGUGAGCUGUUGCGAUUUAAAUUCUGAAGCUUUGUCAGGUUUGCUUCCUAGAUUUCAAGUGUUUAAAAUAAUUCUAUCUAUGAAACUGAAGGAUGAAGCAGAUCUCUGACUGACGUGUAAAAAAACAUGCCCUUUGAGGGUGUAUGGUGGAGAUAAAUGUUUCUGAAUUCAGUAAAAUUGAUUCCUAAGUAUAUUAUCCUAACCCUGUUUGCUACAGUUGGUAUAAAAAGGCAUGAAAUAUGUAUUCAAUACCUCCUAUGUAACCAAAACCAUUUUUAAUUAGCUUUUAAGGACUGAGAGAGCAUCAUGUUCAACUGGCAUGCAGUCUGCCUGCAUUGCCAAUGAAGUCCUCAACUGUUUAAUAUUUUGAACUAAUAUUAUUUAUAAUCUAUGAAUUUAAUCUUUUUUGAAAGACUUUAAUAAUUUGAGUCUCUGAGAGGAUACUUUCAAUUUCCAUGGGGGACUUAUUUGUUGGGGAUCUUAAAUAAGAUUCCUUUUGAUCUACCGGAAUAUACAUGUACAGAGUACAUUGGAUCAUGUUGGAAAGAAGGCAAGUGAAAAGGUCAGAGAUGAAGUAGCGAAGUUAUGGAAUAUCGUGGAAAGGAUACUAGUUGUGAAAUGGAAAGAGACAAGUUAUAGUACCCCAAAAGCAAAACAAGCAGGAGAUGCAAGAGAUGCCCCAAAAGGACAAAGCAACAAUUUUCUGUUGCCACCUUUAUACCGGAAGACUCUGUUGUAGAAGAAAAGAAGGCUUUGGUGCACCUUAUGUGGGAGGAGGAGGGGCAGGGCAUGCUGAUGCUGAGCGUGCAGGCAGACAAGAGCGUAGCCUGCUGUUGCCUCCAUCACUAUGAAAUGACUUCUUUUACCUGAAGGACCCAUGGUUUAUGUUCCUCUAAUUCCUUUCACUCUCCCUAAGCCCUCUGAGAGAGAUGAAGAUAGAUGAUUUUAUUGCUACUAAAUUGAAGGGAGCACUAUUUCUUUUUGUCUUUUGUUAGCAAAAAAUUGCAAAAAGAAUUGUACAUUCUUGCUAAAAAAAAAUAAAUAAAUAAAAAAUUAAAAAAACAAGGGACCUAACAAAACUCAGCAGUGUUACUGUAUUUUUAAAAAAUAUUUUUAUAGACUCAUUUUCAGGUUAUUAAAUGUAAGAGAAACAGAUACCCCUCUUUUUUAAAGUAGGUAAAUCAUUGAUGAUUUAUAUUACCAAUUUUUAGAAGUAAUUUUCUAGUAAGCUUGUGGCAUUAGAAAAUACUAGAAGAUUUUUUUAGUUAAAUUAGUUAGAACAUUUAUGAAUGAAUAUAAUAAAUAUUUUUUCAGAAUAAAAUAUGGACCCUUUGUGUUUACUAAUAGAUAAAGCCAGAUAUAAUUUUUUGUUUUUAAGGCCACAAAAUAUGGCCUUUGUUAAAGAACACUAAAGUUAGAAAUCUAAAGUUAGAGCAACUUUUUAAUGGCUAUUUCCUAUUAUUGUAAGUGUUAAAACCCCUGCAGAAUUCUUGAUAAGGUGCUAUUUAUACUAUAUUUCUUAUUAUAAGACAACUGUCUUUAGUCUUCUUAGUACUAGUCUUUUUAGUACUAAAUCAAUCAGUAAACAUCAUCAUUUCACCCCAAAAUUUUGUCACAGAAAAGGCAUAUCAAAUGAAAAAUAAUUUCAGAGAUCUUUCUUUCAAGAUAUUUUUUCCUGAUAAAAUACAUUGUCUUGAAGUAAAUACAUUGUCAAAACCUAAUUGCAAUUCUGUUAAAUCUAAGUAAUUUUUAGACAGUGUUUCACCAUAUUAUUUAGGAUGUGAAAUGCCAUUUCUUUCACUGAUUACACCAUAUACAGGAAACAGGUAAAACAGUGAAAACCUUAUUGUGCUGGUUGAUGCCAACUUGGUUGAAAAGCUCUCUGCAGAAGAAGUGAUCUAGAGUGACAGAAGUGUUGCUAAUUACAAGUUGUGUUCUCAUGACGUAAUUACAAAGUAACUUCUCAAAGUACAACUUUUAUGAAAAAAAUAAGCUGUUAAAAAAAGGAAAUCGUAGGUUAAUUUAAUUGGGAAAAUGGGCAAUUGACAGAGACCGUUUUCCUAACACAUAUAUGUGCUAGUACUUUAACUUUUUAAAAUUUUACUUCUACGUUUUGUAAUAUAAAAAUUUCUAUUUUAAGUUUAGAAUGUUAUGCGUACCGAAAGUAUGCAGCCAAAUCGAUCAGAUCAAACCAUUUUACCUGGAGUUUGGUACUGGUUUUUACUUCUCUGAAUCUGUAUAAGAAAAAUAAAGACAAUUGAACUGCCA